AGUUGCGAACUUUGGAGCCUCCUGUUGCCCUGAAAGCUUCAGUUUAUUUCUAAAGCAGAGGCAAUCGUCAGAAACAGUCAAAAUGCAGGUAACUGUAACACUUAAUCCUAACUUGAUGCUCGGGGUUACCUCCCUUUCCAUUGCAAUCUGCGCGGGCGUUCACUUUGAAUUUUGCGUGUUACGAAAUCGCCGCGCGCGUUGUGGAAAUUUAAUGAUUUUCGAUUUUGUGCAGUGAACAACAAUUUCGCUUCUUAUGCGUUUAUAUUGCGUCGCUUUUUUAGUGGCUUAAAAAUUGUUAAGUUAUAUUCUAUGGGAAAGAAAAUCAAUUUUGCUAUGGAUAUUCCUUUCGUCAUGUCAGCUGAUUAGUGUCUGAUAGCAUAAACCAAAGUCUGUGAGGAGUCGUCAAAGACUAAGAAGAUCGUUAUUUCCUCUUUGUGGACCAAACUAUAAUUUCUUAGUACUGCGCAUGAUAACACAAUUAUGUUUUCAAUCCUGCAGGUAGACAUUUUGGACUUUAGGAGUCAAAGGAAACUGUGUACUUUAGAAAGUGUAAGUUACAUGUCCAAUUUCUCAUGAUAAUUCAUCAGUCAAUUCUAGGUGUGCCCAGUCUACGGACUGAGUAUAAAACACGGACUAGGUAUAAAACGUGGACUACGGACUGAGUAUGAAACACGGACUGGGUAUAAAACGCGGACUAGGUAUAAAACGUGGACUACGGACUAUGUAUAUAAAAACAGCUUUAGAAAGGUGAAACUGAGAGAAACGGAUAGUGGACUAGCAUAAAACAGUAGUCCCAGCUCCUUGCCUCACACACAAACAUUCUUUUGGCUGGUCACGCAGUCUAUUCUCCUCAACUUCAGCGUGGAGAGGGAAACAGGGGCGGAUCUAGGGGGAGAGUGCAGGGGGUGCGCACCCCCCCCCCCCCUGAGAUGACCUGCGGUUUUCUAAUACAACUGGUAUUCUGCAAAAAAAAAACUAUGUGGUUUAUUGGUGUUGAAGUAGAGGAAGAGACGAGUGCACCCCAUCCUAAAAAAAAUCCUGGAUCCGACCCUGGGAAAGGAUACUGCAUGGGAAAGGAAGGUUAUGCCAAUACUCAAGGCAACUGAAAAUGAAACUCUGAAUUUUAUAAGAAAGGGGAGUUAAAAGAGAAUUCAAUUUAUAGUUUUAAACCAGUAGGAGAUAUGGAAAUUGAGAGGUACCAAAUUAAAAAAAUAGUAUUGGUGUUAGUGAGAGUAAAAUUCUUAUAGAUGCCACUAUUCCAUUUCAAAUAAAGCCUUGGGGAUAUCAGGAAAUGAAGAACCCAGAUGAGAAGGUCGAUAUAGGGGCAUUCCAUGAUGCAAAAAAGCUGUAUUUAGGGGGGAGGGUUAUUCACCUACACGUGAAUAAUAAGCGAAAUAUAUCAUCCAACAUUAUAUUCUAACUGAUGAUGAUAUGUCUAUUUUACACCUAUGUAAACAUGUACAUCGCAUUUGUGACGGCCUGGCGUGGAUGUUAGAGACUGAGACCAGGUCUAAAAAUGGGCGUAGAAAAUAGCAUUUUGGUCAGGCUCAGGAUGAGGAGAAGCAGGUGGCACACCUCCACCAAGAAUUUCCAGGAGUAUUUAUAACUUAAACUCACGUUUUGUGCUAUUUAGCAAUCUUUCGAGCUUAUUUUACCUUAUCUAGAACCAAUUAGCACAGUUUUUACCAACGUAGUCCAUAGUCCACAUUUUAUACCUAGUCCGUGUUUAAUAUCCAGUCCGUGGUCCGCGAUCCACAGCCCAUGUUUUAUACUGACCGCUAUCCAAACAUAACUAAACAUGGAGGAUGACAGGGUGGAGAUUCUGCUGUUGGGACAUUUUAUUACAGAAAAAAAUAUUUUGUCAACACCAAUAGUUCAUUGAAAGUUUAGCAGAGCUUUCGGAACCCUUGGGAUUCCUUCAUCAGUGAUGGCCUUUGCUGUUAGUUGCAGCCUUAUUUUGAUGAGGCUGCAAAAUUGUUCCAUUAAUUAGGGGAAGGUUGUAGCCCUGAUCACAGUUAAUUUCUGGUCGCUGCUUCUGAAUUUAUAUGGCCUCGAGUAUCUUGUGUGAAAGCAGGUCGUUUUCCUGGCCAAUAAUUUUUGCACUGGUCCAGUGUUCUUAGCAUGUUCAGACACAGCGGACUUGAGAUCAUUCUGCCUUGUCUGAACACGCCCCCGUGAAUUUAUUUGAAAUGGCUUUUCGUGCAUUGAAACUACAUUGUAUUCAUGUUAUUUAAUCAUAAAGUGUGAAAGCUACCCUCUUGAUCUGAGCACUAUAAAUACUGUCUUCUGUAAAUGUAAUAUUCCAUCUUUCCAAUGCUCAUGUGUUGUUGACAAGGUUAAUGUGUAAAUAAUACGUUCUUCAAAACUUAGCUCACCGAUCUUUAAAAAUCUUUUUAGUUGGAGUCAGCUGCUACGAUUUCUGAUGUCAAAAGAGAAUAUCACAAAAAAUGUAAGUUUUAAGUAAUAAGAGAUCUUUUGUCCUUCUCUCAAACCUACAUGUACCUGCACUGUUGAUGUCUAUAUUUUUUUAACUACAAUUUUUUAACUACAAUUGGGUGCUUAACAAGAUAAAGUAAUGUUAAACCUCCUUGAUUAAUGGUGACAAAAACCAGACUUUUCUGCUUGGGAUGAGGCAUUACUUAUCUCUAAUGUACCCACUAUUAUCACCAUACUCUGCCUUGGUCAAGACCUAGAACGUGUAACUUCCAUUAAGGACAACCGGGGUACAUUUGCCUCAUAAUUGUCAGAUAUUAAUUGACCUUAUCAUCCUACUAACCUCCUUUCUUUUAUCCACACUAUGUCAGAUAAAUAAGGUACAACACUUAUUCUCUUAAGUUGUACAGUAUAAAAUCUUAACGGGGCAUUAUGUAAAACUCUGUGGGCCGUAUACUUGCUAGCACAUAGAAGUUUGAUCAAAUUUCGCCAAUGGUGAUGUUAUACGGUAUUAUACAGUAUUGAAAAAUUUUUUCAAUCCUUACAGUUCCAAAAUCAUACCCAGAAAGACAGUCAUUCCGUCUUGAGCCAAGUAAGUGCCAUAAUUUUUCUUUAUUGACCUUUCCCACAUUCAGCUCUGGUGAGCAAACUCAAAGACAUGAUGUCAAGGCUUGGUUGUACAGUUUCAUACAAAUCUCUGUAUUUUGUCGACCUGAGCCUUGAGUUGGUGCCUUUGUUUACAGGAGUGCAAAAAGGUUCUAUUAUAACGAGGAAAUUUAUUAAAAUUCAUCUUCUUAGAAGGAGUGACUGUUUAACCCUUUAAACCCAAGGAGUGAUCACCAUCAAAUUUCUCCUUGUAAUAUCAAUGCUCUGUGAGACAGAGUGGUCAUGAGAAUUACAGACUUGAUCAUACAAGAUGAAUUUGCUUGAUAUUUUUAGUAUCAACUUCUCCCCACUUCCUCUGUAGGAAAUUAAUAGGGGCAACAAAUGAGAAUUCAAAUUCUGAUCUUAGGGUUUAAAGGGUUAAGUGGUUUUGACUACUGCACUACAGUUGAACCUCCCUUGAGCAGCUUACCAUCGGGGUACCGGCAAGUUGCCGAUAAAUGGGAUUUGGCCACUCAGUAGAGGUUCCUCAUACAUGUAAAUCAGCAUAAUCUUUGGAUUAAUUUAGGGUUCUGGGAAACUACCCACCUACCCCUCCCCUAAGCCAACAUUUUGCCCUAAGUGAAAAGUAAGUGAUAAUGUUAGCUUAGGGGAGGGGUAGGUGGGCAGUUUCCCAGAUACCUAAAUUGAUCCUAAUUUUUAGUAGAAAUUUCACUUUAUUUUGAAACAAAUGCAUGACAGAAGAAGCAUUACUGGUCCAAAAACGCUCACCACCUUCUAUCUCGGACUGUAUUUUCCUUCAUCAUAAUUCUUAAAAUGAAGCCAAACAAAGUGUAUCAAGUGCUUGAUGGCCGCUUUUAAAAUAGAGGUAACAACAACAAUGGGGACCUCUUGUUAGGAAGGCCAAAAGGGCGCUGCAGUCACCCACUUAACAGGCAGCUGCUUAAUGGAGCGUGGACUGUAUUAUUGUGUUGCUGUGGUGAUUUAACUACUAGAACAAUGGUAUUCAAUGGUAGUUUUACUAAUACAAUGGUGGGUUUAUGGUAUCAUAAAAGUAACAAAUUAUUGUUUCAUGUAUCCAGGCAAUGAUCAGUGGCAAAAUUCCACUAGCUGCCAUUUUUCUCUCGGAGAAGUAGAACUUGUGGUCAAGUUUUUGCAGAAUUAUCAUACAAAACAUCUGAUAAUGGUAAUAGGACUGAGUUUAAGUCCAAUUUCAGCCUGUACUCAGACAAGUGACACAAUUGCACCACACUAAGUUCAGUUAGAAAUUAAUGAUUUCUAUAACAAAAUUUGGGGUAAUUUAAACCUUUUUUUAUAAUCAAAACACAAGAUCUUCAAAGAGCUUUUGGCCAGAACUGAAAACAUAUAUUGGUGUUCACAUAAUGGCAUGUCUUGUGCAUACUUUUAAGGCAUGACGUGUACUGUUACACUGUCCUAUUAGUGCUAAAAUCAGUGCUACUGUAGCCAAUCAGAUGAGAGUUUUUUUUAGUACUAUGGCUUCUCAGCCAAUAAAUGCCUUGUGUGACUCAAAUAGUGUUGUUACACUGUCUUAUACAUGUACUGAAUGAAUGUUUUGUUUGUAUUAUUUUUCAUUUUCUUUCUGAAGGAGGAAAAUCCUUAAAGGAUGAGGAUAAAUUAGCAUCAUUUGACAUAAAAGAUGGAGGAAGAUUGUACUUUAAAGACUUAGGUAAGAUUGUUAUUAUCAUAUGACAAUCAUACAUGUGGACGCACUCCAGAAUAAACAAAAAUUAUGAUAUUUUACGUACAUUGUAACAAUCUGCUUAUAUAUUUGCCUUGUCCUGGGUUAAGUCCAUUAAAAAAUAGAUCAAAUAAACUUCUGUUUUUUUACCCUGGGCAGUAUUUAUAGCACUAAUGCUAGUGGGGCCAAGCAAAGUCCUGAAACAAAUAAAUUUGAAUCUAACAUACAUGUAAACAGGUUAAGAAUCCUUAUUGGCCAGAGGCAAACCAGUUGGCUAUUAGCAAGGGUGGUCGAGGAUUUAAACUCGUGACUAGCGAGAAAAAACCAGCAAGCGAUCAGAGUGGGACUUGAACUCGAGGCCUCUGAAUUGCAAGUCCAGAGGUCUAACUGCUCGGCCACACUGCCUCCUUCAAAAUGAAAGUAGUAUUUUACAUAGCUCUUUUUGAAAAAGUUUUUUGAAAUUAUACAAAAUUAAAUUUGGGUAUUAUUUCUUCUUGAUAUGUUUUGACUGGUUAAAAGGUCAGGGGUGAAAAAGUGAAAGGAUUUUGCACCACAUUAAUCUGUACUUUGAUUUAAUUCGUAGGUCCUCAGAUAAGCUGGAGAACGGUGAGAACAUUUUUCUGUUAGAAUUAUUUAUUAGGAAAUUAUGUACAGAGAUAACAUAAACUUACAUGCAUGCUUCCACAAGGUUUGAUCAUUUUUUGUGGAAAUGAAAUGUAUACGGUGUAUGCCUGCAUAAAUCAGGGCUUCUGAUAUUUCGCGGAAAAAAAAGCAAAAUUUCGCGGGAUUUUCAGGGGCAAAUUCACGGAAAAAUCGUCCAAUUUCGCAGGGUUUUGUGGGAAAAAAGUCAAAAUUUGCGGAAAAAUCGGCUGAUUUCGUCGAAUUUUUGCAGGAAAAAAAUCAAAAUUCGCGGAAAAAUCGGCUGAUUUUGUGGGAUUUUCGCUGGAGAAAAGUCAAACAUAUUCACUGAAAAAUCAGCCGAUUUCAUGGGAUUUUAGCGGGAAAAAGUCAAAUUUUGAAGGAUUUUCAGGGGCAAAUUCUUAGAAAAAUCGGCCGAUUUCAUGGGAAAUUUCGGGGGGAAACUUCACCAAGAAACAAUCGGUAAAAAACAGCUGAUUUCGCUGGAUUUUUUUGGCAAAUUUUGCUAAAAUCGAUCAAUUCUUGCGUCGCUAUGACCAGCGUUGUUUAACGCCUUUUUUAACAGAGGGGUUAUAAUCAUUUGCUCUUUCAACAACAGUUCGCUCAAGAAAUAAGCGAAUGCUAAAGCUAUUAACAUUAUGGUUAGUGCCCAGUUUUUCGUAACGUUCAUCUAAAAACGCCUGGUAGUUUUGGGACGUUGUUUACUCGUUGCAGUGACGAAGACUUAGUUUCAAGAUAAAUUUGGACGUUUGAGGUGAGUAAAACAGGUCUAAUAGCCAAGAUAAGUUUUAAAUAUGUUUUUCCAACAGGUAUUUGGAAAUAUUUCUGGCGGAUUUCGCGGUAUUUCACGUUUUUUUGGGAAUUUCGUGGGAUUUUGCGGAAAUACCUGAAUUUCGCGGGUCUGUGACCGUGUGAAAUAUCAGAAGCCCUGAUAAAUGUUGAAUAAUUUUUGUACAAAGUACUUGGCCUAUUCGACUGUCUGCUAGGGUUCUGAGAACAGAUUUUAAUACCAACAAAAUUUUUACAUGUAAUGGUGAAACCUUUAAAGUGGACCCUUUAAUUUUAUUAACCUGGCCCCAUGUGUUCAAAAGGUUGGUAACACUAUCCACCAGGCCUUGGUUGUUCAAAGGCUGGAUAGCACUAUCCACUGGAUAAAUCUCUAUCCAGUGGAUAGUGCAAUGAGUUUCCCCAAUACUUAUCCGCUGAAUAGUGGUUUAUCUGGUGGAUAGCGCUAUCCAACGUUGUAACAACCAGGGCCAGAUAAAUCCCAAUCCAGUGGAUAGUGCAAUUAUUGGUUUCCCUUGUACACUAAUACAUAAAUGUGACGUGCAAGUGAAAAUGGUUCAUGUAUGAGCCAGAAGCAUGCAUGAUCUUGGACUCUAAGAGUUUCUAUAGGUUAUAAUUGUGGGCUAAUUGAAGAGCAAAAGGUGUAGUACUCAUCAUUACCUUCUUUUGUAUAAUUUAUAGGUAUUUCUGGCUGAGUAUGCUAGUCCCCUCAUUUUUUACGUGCUCCUGUACCCACGUCCUUCUAUUGUCUAUGGUGCAGCAGCGGCAAGCAAACCCUAUGCUCCUGUUGUGCAGUAAGUUUACAUGUUUUAAACUCAUUUUUGUAGAUUUAUGGCUGGUUUUAUAUAUCCCAUUGGGUAUUGUGGGAUGUUACUCUGCUGUCUGAUUAGCUCAGUUGAAUGCAUGAGUACCAGUCCACCAAGUGGAAGGUGGUAGGUGAAAUCCCUGACCAGACCAGCAAUCAGGAUAUUUUAAAAACUGGCAAGACUAUGAUGACUGUGAUCUAUGAAAUUUAAUAUUAUUGUAAGAUCUUGCCUUAGCUCAGAUGAUCAUGCCAUGCAGUUUGAUGUUUAAAGCCAUUGGCCAUGUCUCCUUCAUUCUUCCUUAGUUAUUAGAAUGCAAAAAAAUAAGUCCCACACUGCUUUUUGGAAAGAGUAGGGGACAUAGAACCCAUUGGCAGGGUUGUGAAAGUAGCUGGCUGCCGGUGAAAAUCGCUGCCUACUUGGUCAGUAUCGGCCGGCUACUCUGCUUGGCAUUUCUUUAUGGAUGGCAUUUUUAAAUAAAAUAUCAUUGGACUGGCAAAGAAACAUCUCCUGAAAACUGUAGCAAGUGUUUAUGUGUCACUUGCAGUUAAAUUUAAUGCCUACACUCAGUAAUUCACCUUAGAUUUUCAGUAAUUUUCGAGAGAAAAUAGCCUGGGGAAUGCAGAAAACAACAUUUUAGACCGUCUAAAUAUAAAAAUUUUCCAACUUCCCCAAGACCCCACAAGAGGCUUGCACCUUUGGUGCUCGCCAGUUCCUCCAGAGCUGGCCGCUUACUUUGACAACUAAGCCGUCUACUUCAAAACUUUCUGACAACCCUGAUUGGUGUGGUCUAUCUUUCAUUUGGGGGAGCAGAACUGUCACAGGACCACAGUAACUGGCUUUUCAUUGUUAGUGUCAAAAAUAGUAUUGGAAUAUCUAGUACAUUCCUUUAGUACAUUUCUUAAUACACACUGGCUUAUGCAUUUGUUAUAGUAUGCCUUCAUGCUGUACUUGUACAACAGUCAUCAUUUCCAGUCAGUGAUUUUGUUACCUCUGCGUCCUGCUUCCCUAACGCAAUAAAAUCCCCAAAGAUGUUCAAAAGUUCAUGGAAUGCAUCUGGUAGGAUGCAAAGAUGUUUUUGUAGAAUAUCCUGUUCAUGUGAUUUCUGUGGCUGUUGGUUGCCAAUGCAUAUUUCUUUUAGUCUUCGUUGUGCUUUCAAAGAAAAUUAAUCUUUUAUCUGUCUGGUCACAUAAAGGCCCAAGCAUUUUCAAUUUAGGACUUAGUCUCAUGAUUUGUUGUUCUUUGUAACAAAAUCAGUGCCAAUACAGAGUAUUCAUCUUAAACCUUUUUUGUUUCAGUAUUGCGGCAGCUUGUUGGGCAGGACAUUUUGCGAAACGACUGUUGGAGACUUUAUUUGUUCAUCGAUUUUCCCAUGCGACCAUGCCUUUAUUCAACCUUUUCAAGGUACAUUGUGUUGUGCAUGCUCUGUUUUGAAGGAACUGGUUAGCUUGAAUGCAUGUAGGGCAUUCUACGAACUUUUAUGUCCUGGAGCAUUGUACAUUUUACUCACACUGGUGUGAUAGCUUUAGCAAUACAUGAAGUCACAGUUUUUAAUAAUAGUUUUUUUAAUUACCAAAUGAGAGAAAAUAACAGCGAAAGAUUGGGAAAUAUUUGUAGCAAAUGAUUCUAUUUAUAUAUGUAACUUGGUCGAAUCUAUGUUCAACAUAGGGUAACUACAUCUAUUCCAUUCAUGAACUUGUUAUGUGCAGUGUGUAUUUGAUGCAAUUUUCUAUUUUCUUUUCAUUCUCUGCAUGGAUUCUAAAGAACUGUGCUUAUUAUGGGUAAGAUAUUAAUUUUUAUAUUAUCUACUUGCUAAAAAGCUUUAAAAGUCAAAAUUGUUGUCCACUAAAUCAAGACAGAAAAUAAUUCAUAUUGAUGGUGCUGACAGGGUUUGCAAAUUUUAUUGAUGAGUGGAGUCAACGUGACUUCUGCUUCACAAAUUUUGGAGUCAUUUGGGAAUAUUUGGAGUCAAGUAUCACAACGAAAAAAGCCAUUUUCAGACUUUCCUGCACGUGGUCCUGGCAUGUAUACACUAUCGUGAGGGUUACACAAGGUAGCUGUGGCGGUCUGCUGAUGGAAUGCUCAAAUCCAUGAUGGCGGUCAUCGAGUAAACUUUGAUCAUAAUUUACCCUCUUCCUGUUUUGUCGUGCAGUAUAAUUCUUUAAUUUCGAUGAUUUAAUUAAGGUUUACAACAUUUACAAUUAACGUAAAUUGUAUUUGUUGCGAAAAAGGUAAGGACAUAACUGUGUUUGUUACCGAAAAUUUUCGGAGUCGAAGUGGCUCCCUGUCUGUUACCGAAAAUUUCUGGAGUCAUCUGAACAAUUUUGGCGUAAAAUAUUCCAAAUUUGGCGUAUUUGCGAACCCUGACUGUGCUGAUAAUUUAUUGCUGUCAGUUUUGUAGUGUAAUAAUUUGAGCUGUACAUGGUUUUUCCUUCCUAUUUGAUUUUCAUUAAUAAUUAAUUAAAAUUUUCAAGACUAUUAGAACUCCUUGAAAGUGGUGAUCAAGAUUUCAUGUUUGUCCCAAUAAAAGCAAACUCCAACAAGCAAAAACUACAGUCAACUCUCUCAUAGCGACCACUUCUUUUAAGUGACCACCUCCCGUAAGCGACCACUUUACAAAUAACUGUUUUGUUUCUCAGUCAAACACUGUUUCAAAAACUCUCUUGUAAGCGACCACUACAUAAAUUUCUUAAACGACCGUGACCACUUUUUGGGCCAGAAAUUUGACAUAUUCUUUUGUUUUCUGUUUCCGGUAAGCGACCACCAGGCAUGAUCACAUAUGAUUGUAACAAAACCGUUGCUUGAAUGUCACCAAAGUUCAUUUUUGAAUUGUUCUGACCAAGUAAGCUGACAGAUUAUAGCAGUUGACUUAAAAAAAAGAUGUCUGUAAUACGAUCUGUACGUAAAAAAGUGGAUUGUCGCAUUCUUGCAUAAUGAAGUUUCAUCAGUUCCAAGCGCUAUUCGAGUUAAACAUUAUUAGUAGUUCUCUAUGUAAUUACAUUAAUCAGUUCAGUUUAAGAUUAUUUUCUUGAGUUUUCCCGAAGACAACCAUCUCCCGUAAGCAACCACUUUGUCAUGCAACAAGGGUGGUCGCUUACGAGAGAGUUGACUGUAUCCAAUAAAAUUAAAGGUGUAGCCUAAAUGUCAACCCAUAAAUUAAAGACAAAUACAAUGUCUGUUGUACCUAAAAGGCUUUUAUCUUUGUCCAUUUGUCUUUUUUACAGAGGUUAUGGUGUCCUUGUUGGUUAUUUUGUCAAUCAUCCAUUGUAUACUCCACCAAGUAUGUAGGUUGACAUUUAAAUUAAGUGAUUUGGGCAUGGUUGAAAUGUCGCAUUUCAUUUGUAGCCAACUUUAUGCUCGUGAGAAAAAACCUAAUUUUCUCACUCAUUUUUGACAUGCAAUAUUAUUAUGCUGUAGAUUUGCAAACUGAUAACAAAGGAAGGAUGACCACAUACUUGUUACUUGAAUGCAUGUCAAAACUGUCUUUUUUGUAUAAUUAUGUCCUAUUUUUUUGUCAUGCUUGGCUUUUACAUAAACAUUUAGGUAAAAAGAAGAAUGAGAAACUGGAUUUGCAUUAAUUUUAUGUGACCAGGUCAUUACAUUGAUUGUUAUUGGUCAGGAAUAAUAUUAUUGUUUUGACUCUUUUUAAAGCUACAAACCAUGACUUUUUGUGAUGGAUUGUCAAACUGCAUUUGCAAUUAUUUGAACAUAUUUUUUUUUACUUUUAACUCAAACGGUUUUCUUGUAAUUUAUUUAGUGUUUGGUGAUGCUCAGGUAUAUACAGGCUUAGCUCUGUUCUUGGUAAGUUAAAAUACUAUUUUGAAUGCAUUUUCAAAAAUUAUGUGGAUAUAAUAACUACUUUAAAACCGUUAGAAAUUAACCUGUGUCUGAAAAUAAUCUGAAUUGGAUAUUACUGGAUAAGAUUAUCAUGGAAAAUGAUUUAUAAUCCCUUUGUUUGACUGUUUCUUUUUUUCAGUUUAACGAGUAUGGCAACUUUGUCAUCCACUGUGCUUUGCGGGAUUUGAGGCCUCCAGGUAAGUCACACUUGCUCUGCUGCUAUGGCAACCAGUUUUUAACAAAGAGACAAGUUAAAUUAUGCAAAUUAUCCACACUAAUUCACAUUUUAAGCUUUUUAUUGAUUUAUUGAUUAGUUAUUAAUUUUAUAAGGGACUUGCAUUAAGCUUACAAAAAAUAACAAAAAAAUGUUUAAUAACACUAACAAAUGCAAGGUCAGGACAAGGUUGGCCCCAUAGAAAGGAAAAAGUAAUAAAUCCUAAUAAGAUGGUAAAGAAUUUUUACAAGAUAAUGUGAAUCAAACAACUACAACUAACGACAGCUUCAGUGAUUUACAGAUCUACAAUGGGGGCCCGUACGAUUGAUUUCUAGGGUGACACACAGUUAUGAAGUUACAUAUAUGCUUGAUCACUAAUAAUGCUAAAGGAAGUUCAGUAUCUUAAGAGACUACAGUACACUAAAAGUAAAAAAAGGUAGAGGCCAGAGGCCUGAACAGCCUGAGCCUAUCCCAGUUUCCUUAGUAUGAAGCAUGCAAAGGAGUUUUGCUAUUCCUCCCUGGACGGGAUGCUAUUCCAGCAGAAUGUCGCCAAUACCCAUUAAUACACCUGGAUGAAGAGAGACAAAGUGGAGUAAAGAUCCUCGUCAAGGGAAACAACACAAAGGGCGAGGCUUGAACCCCUGACCUCCAGAUCCCGAGUUCGAAGUGUUAACCGCUCGGUCACACACUAUAGUAACUGUUUAUCAAUUCCAUCUGCAGGUACAAAAGAAAGGAAGAUACCCUAUCCUACAUCCAAUCCCCUGACACAGUUGUUUAGAUUUGUAUCCUGCCCUAACUACACCUAUGAGGUAAGUUUGACUGAAAACAUUUUUCUCCUUGAUUGAUUUUGCUUGAAGUCUCAGUGGCAGAUCCGUGGCAAGGGCCCGGGGGGCCUGCCCCCCUUAUAUUUAGACCAAACUGAAGACCAAAGGGUUGAAAAAAGUUUGUUGAGACCACCCCCCCCCGCCUCUAUCUCAGGGUCUGGAUGACCGUUCCUCCCCCCCUCCCCUAUUCAGUGGAUAGUGCAAUUGGUUUCCCUAAUACUUAUCCACUGAUUUAUCCAGUGGAUAGCGCUAUCCAAUGUUUGAACAACCUAGGCCUGGAUCCGCCACUACUGACUAUUGGCUACACGCGUGUACACGCGUGUUUCUGAACAGAAAGUGGGGUCUCUCAGAAAGGAGAAAACAUCGAAGACUAGACUGGCUUGCUUUAUCCUUUAUCCCCCCCCCCUGCCCCACCCAUUUUCUGAGUCAACUAAUUUUGUAUAACAGAUCCUUAACAGUAGCCUGCGUAGCAGGCGUCGAAAGGGGUAGGGGGUAGGGGGUAGGGAGGAAGGGAAAAAGGGGAGGGGGAUUAGCCUGCGUAGCAGGCGUCGAAAGGGGUUUUGCGCCUGCCACGCAGGCUACUUAACAGCCGUUAUUCUACCAAAACUGUCCUAUACACGCACAUAGUUAUUCCUUCCAUUUUCCUUUUAGAAGAAGCUUCAAGGGUUAUUGCUACACCAAAGUUGUUUUCCCUCUUUACUUCUGCUAGAUGAGAGAUAAAAGUUAGGAUGUAAUGUUUUUCUUUUUUUUUUUCUUUAGACCGGUUCUUGGAUAGCAUUUUCUGUGAUGACGCAGACAUUAACAGGUAUAACCUUGUACAGCAUAAAAAGUAGUGAAAAAGUAGUGUUUAUUUGAAUGGGCACGCUUAAUAAUUUUAUCCACAGACUCAAAAGUUAGAAGCACCUUGUACAGUAUGAAUAACAGUACCACAGGAAAGUACUGCUCAUUAACUUUCAACUGAAUGGUCAGGGACUUUAGGAUUUAAUCCACAGACUCAAAAGUUAGAAGCACCUUGUACAACGUAAUAAACAGUUAGUACCACAGGAAAGUACUGUUCAGUAGCUUUCAUUUGAAAGGGCACAUUAUAGUAUUUUGUCCAUAGAGUCAAAAGUUAGAAACACCUAGUUGGUUAGCAUAAUAAACAGUACUACUGGAAAUUACCACUCUGGAGCUUUCAUUUGAAUGGUCGCACUUAAAAAUUUAUCCACCGACCCAAAAGGCCAACCUACAACACUUCUAAAUUCAAUUCUAGAACGGGCGAUGGAGUUCUUGAGAGCUCUUUAGCGCUUCGUGGGGAAAAUGAAGUUUACUUUUUCGUCAUGAUAAUGAAACAAUGAAAAAGUGGUAGAGCGAUUUUCGUAAACAAACGAACGGAAAUACAGCGAUUUGAUUGGUUUAUCGAACGGAUACAAACGCGCGUGGAAAUUUUGGUUGGUUAAGCGAACACUCGGAUGAAAAAACUUCAUGCCCGAGAACUUUCUAGAAGUCAAUCGAUACUUCGCUUUGACGUCAUACUCCAACACGAUUGGCCAUAUGGAACAAUGCCUUCUACAUAUUAGGAUUUUCUUUGGCGGGAAAACGAAGAGUCCAUGUUUUGAUCUUUUCAUCCAUUGGCUGAUAAAACAAAUAACGGACACUUACCGAAACCAUUUUUCAAGGUCAUACGAAAAUCGUUCUAAGCAUAUCUGUUUAACCUUGUACAACGUAAUAAACAGCACUACAGGAAAGUACUGCUCAGUAACUUUCAUUUGAAUGGUCACACUAUAGUAUUUUGUCCAUAGAGUCAAAAGUUAAGAACAAUUAGUUGUUUAGCAUAAUAAACAGUACUACAGGAAAUUACUACUCUGUAGCUUUCAUUUGAAUGGUCACACUUCAAAAUUUUAUCCAUCGAUCCAAAAGGCCAACCUACAACACUUCUAAAUUCAAAUGUAGAACGGACAGUGGAGUUCUUGAGAGCUCUUUAGCACUUCGUGGGAAAAAUGAAGUUUACUUUUUCGUCAUAAUGACACAAUUAAAAAGUGCUAGAGCGAUUUUCGUAUGACCUUGAAAUGAUUUUGAAAACGCGCGAACAAAACAGAAAAAACAAACGAACUUAAAUACAGCGAUUUGAUUGGUUUAUCGAACGGAUACAAACGCGCGUGGGUUUUGGUUGGUUAAGCGAAGGUUCGGGUGAAAAAAGUUCAUGCCCGAGAACUUUCUAGAAAUCAAUCGAUACUUCCCUUUGACGUCAUACUGCAACACGAUUGGCCAAUCGAACAAUGCCUUCUCUAUAUUAGGAUUUUCUUUGGCGGGAAAACGAAGAGUCCAUGUUUUGAUCUUUUCAUCCAUUGGCUUAUAAAACAAAUAACGAACACUUACGGUAACCAUUAUUUCAAGGUUAUACGAAAAUCGCUCUAAGCAUAUCUGUUUAACAUGACGGUUUCUUUUUUUCUCUUUCAGCGGUUUUAUUCACCUUGUUUGGAUUCUACCAGAUGGCAGUAUGGGCCAUAGGCAAACACCGAAACUAUCGCAAAGAAUUUAAAGAUUAUCCAAAAGGAAGGAAAGCUAUUGUCCCUUUUCUGUUAUAG
This is a messenger RNA of Porites evermanni, 14405 nucleotides long. The record is from the annotation of a GenBank genome assembly. NCBI's taxonomy places the organism in Eukaryota, Metazoa, Cnidaria, Anthozoa, Scleractinia, Poritidae.